AUGUCACAACCGGGCAAACGUGGUGGGCGUGGCGGCGCUGGUGGCGGCAUUGGCCGACGUACGCCCUCGAAUGUUGCUGGCGCAGUCGGCGCGAAUACGCCUGAGGAAUCGACCACUGCCAGUGAACGCGCCACACCGGCCAGUAAAGCCGAUUCCGAUCAGAAGGACGACAGCUCUAGCAAUGGCGAUAAGAGGGAAGCUGAGGGCUUCCCAGCACCGAAGCCACCGAGCGCGGGCGCUUCAAUACGCGACACCUCGAAUAAGAUACUCGCUUUGGCGAUAAAGAGCGAAUGGACACCCAUCGAACAGGAACUGAAGAAACUGGAGAAAUAUGUGGCGAAUGCUGGCGAAGACGGCAAUCACAUACCGCUGGCAGGCAUACACGAUCCGAACACUGGCAUGACGCCGCUGAUGUUUGCCACAAAGGACAACAAGACUUCGAUUAUGGACCGGAUGAUUGAGCUGGGCGCCGACGUCGGAGCGAGGAACAAUGACAACUACAAUGCCUUGCAUAUAGCGUCAAUGUACUCGCGCGAGGAUGUCGUCAAGUUGUUGCUGAAUAAACGCGGCGUGGACCCGUACUCCACGGGUGGCUCCCGCACCCAAACCGCCGUGCAUCUGGUCUCCAGCCGUCAAACGGGCACUGCGACAAACAUAUUGCGCGCCUUACUUGCAGCCGCUGGGAAGGAAAUUCGCUUGAAAGUAGACGGGAGAGGCAAAGUCCCGUUGCUGCUUGCGGUAGAGUCUGGUAAUCAAUCUAUGGUUAGAGAGCUGCUCUCAGCUCAAACGUCGGACCAACUGAAGGCAACAACGGCUAAUGGAGACACGGCCUUACAUUUGGCCGCCAGACGACGGGACGUCGAUAUGGUGCGUAUACUCGUCGAUUAUGGCACCAAUGUCGACACACAAAAUGGUGAGGGUCAGACGCCGUUGCAUAUAGCGGCCGCUGAAGGUGACGAAGCCUUACUCAAGUACUUCUACGGCGUGCGCGCUUCUGCGUCCAUUGCGGACAACCAAGAUCGUACACCGAUGCAUUUAGCUGCUGAGAAUGGCCAUGCGCACAUCAUUGAAAUUUUGGCGGACAAAUUCAAGGCGAGCAUCUUCGAACGCACAAAGGAUGGCAGCACGCUGAUGCAUAUCGCCUCGCUGAAUGGCCAUGCCGAGUGCGCGACGAUGCUCUUCAAGAAGGGCGUCUAUCUACACAUGCCAAAUAAGAAUGGCGCGCGCAGCAUUCACACCGCGGCCGCGUACGGCCACACCGGCAUCAUCAAUACGCUCCUGCAGAAGGGCGAGAAAGUUGAUGUCACAACGAAUGAGAACUACACUGCACUCCACAUCGCCGUUGAGUCCGCGAAGCCGGCUGUCGUCGAGACAUUGCUGGGCUUCGGCGCCGAUGUCCAUGUCCGUGGAGGUACAAUGCACGAAACGCCGCUGCAUAUAGCUGCACGAGUUAAGGAUGGCGAUCGUUGUGCCUUAAUGCUCCUUAAGUCCGGAGCUAGUCCCAAUUUAACUACCGAUGAUGGCCUGACGCCGGUGCAUGUAGCCGCGCGUAACGGUAAUCUGGCAACGCUGAUACAACUCCUCGAAGAUGGUGGCGAUCCACUAUACAAAUCCAAUACUGGCGAAACAUCGCUACAUAUGGCCUGCCGUUCCUGUCAUCCCGAAAUCGUACGUCAUCUCAUCGAGAUGGUUAAGGAGAAACAUGGCCCUGAUAAAGCUACUACCUAUAUUAAUUCAGUGAACGACGACGGCGCGACCGCACUACACUACACAUGCCAAAUCACUAAGGAGGAGGUAAAAAUACCCGAGUCCGAUAAGGAAAUUGUUCGCAUGUUACUCGAAAACGGUGCAGACGUAACUCUGCAAACGAAAAAUGUUCUGGAGACUGCUUUCCAUUAUUGUGCUGUAGCUGGAAAUAACGACGUUCUGAUGGAGAUGAUUGCCCACAUGAAUCCCACUGACAUACAGAAAGCCAUGAAUCGACAGACGUCGGUUGGCUGGACGCCGUUGCUAAUCGCCUGUCACCGCGGGCACAUGGAGCUGGUCAACAACCUUUUAGCGAAUCAUGCCAGAGUGGAUGUGUUCGACAUUGAGGGCCGUUCCGCCCUGCAUUUGGCUGCUGAACGAGGGUAUCUGCACGUGUGCGACGCUCUGCUCACCAACAAAGCGUUUAUCAAUUCGAAAUCACGUGUCGGUCGCACGGCGCUACAUCUGGCAGCGAUGAAUGGCUUCACGCAUCUCGUGAAGUUCCUCAUCAAGGAUCAUAAUGCCGUCAUCGAUAUAUUGACACUACGCAAGCAAACGCCCCUCCAUCUAGCCGCAGCUAGUGGACAGAUGGAGGUAUGUCAGCUUCUACUCGAGCUCGGCGCUAAUAUAGAUGCGACCGAUGAUCUGGGUCAAAAACCCAUACAUGUCGCUGCGCAGAACAACUACUCUGAAGUGGCCAAAUUAUUCCUACAACAACAUCCAUCGCUGGUGAAUGCCACCAGUAAGGAUGGAAACACCUGCGCACAUAUCGCUGCAAUGCAGGGUUCGGUGAAGGUGAUCGAGGAGCUAAUGAAGUUCGAUCGUUCUGGCGUGAUAUCGGCUAGAAACAAAUUGACUGAUGCCACACCGCUACAACUGGCGGCCGAAGGUGGACAUGCGGACGUGGUGAAGGCGUUGGUGCGUGCGGGCGCCUCUUGCACGGAUGAGAACAAAGCUGGCUUCACUGCGGUGCAUUUAGCGGCACAGAACGGUCAUGGCCAGGUAUUGGAUGCGUUGAAAAGUACCAAUUCUUUGAGGAUAACCAGCAAGAAAUUGGGACUGACGCCGUUGCAUGUGGCAGCCUACUACGGACAAGCGGACACCGUGCGCGAGCUAUUGACGAGCGUGCCAGCGACAGUGAAAUCUGAGCCACCGACCGGACAAAGUCUCUUCGGUGAGUUGGGGGCGGAAUCUGGCAUGACACCGUUACAUUUGGCGGCGUUCUCGGGAAAUGAAAAUGUGGUGCGACUGCUACUGAACUCGGCUGGAGUGCAAGUAGAGGCGGCAACGACAGAGAAUGGUUAUAAUCCACUCCAUUUGGCUUGCUUCGGUGGUCACAUGUCAGUGGUUGGCUUACUUCUGAGUCGCUCAGCAGAACUCCUCCAAUCGACGGAUCGUCAUGGCCGGACCGGUCUACACAUCGCCUCCAUGCACGGCCACAUACAGAUGGUGGAGAUUCUGUUGGGUCAAGGCGCAGAGAUAAAUGCCACCGACAAAAAUGGUUGGACGUCACUGCAUUGUGCUGCCAAAGCCGGCCACUUGGAAGUUGUGAAAUUACUAUGUGAGGCAGGCGCAUCACCCAAGUCGGAGACAAACUACGGUUGUGCGGCAAUAUGGUUUGCCGCUUCCGAAGGCCACAACGAUGUGCUGCGGUAUCUGAUGAACAAAGAACACGAUACAUACAGCCUAAUGGAAGACAAACGGUUUGUGUACAACUUAAUGGUUGUCUCCAAAAAUCACAACAACAAACCCAUACAAGAAUUUGUGCUGGUCUCGCCCGCACCUGUCGAUACCGCAGCGAAGUUAUCAAAUAUCUACAUCAACUUAUCAACAAAGGAAAAAGAACGCGCCAAAGACCUAGUAGCCGCCGGCAAACAAUGUGAAGCAAUGGCAACCGAGCUGCUGGCACUUGCCGCCGGUUCUGACUCGGCAGGCAAAAUACUUCAAGCCACCGACCGGAGAAAUGUGGAGUUCUUGGACGUGCUCAUCGAAAACGAGCAAAAAGAAGUUAUUGCGCACACUGUAGUUCAGCGCUAUCUGCAGGAACUCUGGAGAGGGUCACUAACAUGGGCAUCCUGGAAAAUAUUGCUACUCUUAGUCGCAUUUAUUGUAUGCCCGCCUGUUUGGAUCGGCUUCACUUUCCCGAUGGGUCACAAAUUCAACAAAGUGCCUAUUAUAAAGUUCAUGUCCUAUCUUACUUCACACAUAUACCUAAUGAUUCAUCUAAGCAUUGUGGGCAUAACACCCAUAUAUCCGGUGCUGCGGCUAAGUUUGGUCCCCUACUGGUACGAAAUUGGGCUACUUAUUUGGUUGAGUGGCCUACUUUUGUUCGAGCUGACAAAUCCAUCAGACAAAUCUGGAUUGGGAUCAAUUAAACUGUUGGUGCUGCUACUGGGCAUGGCCGGUGUGGGCGUACAUGUGGCCGCGUUCGUCUUCGUCUCUAAACUAUACUGGCCAACACUAAUCUACUGCCGCAAUCAAUGUUUCGCAUUGGCCUUUCUAUUGGCUUGCGUGCAAAUAUUGGAUUUUCUAUCGUUCCAUCAUCUCUUCGGGCCGUGGGCCAUCAUCAUUGGCGAUCUGCUUAAGGAUCUGGCACGCUUUCUCGCUGUGCUGGCGAUUUUCGUCUUUGGCUUUUCCAUGCAUAUUGUGGCACUAAAUCAGUCAUUUACGAAUCUAAAGCCAGAAGAUUUGAGAGGCUUCGAAAAGCGCAAUCGCAAUCGAGGGUACUUCAGUGACGACGAUAUGCCGACACCGCGUCCUCCCCUCACUCCCGCUGAGCGUUAUGUCGAUAGUCGAAGUUUAUCGAGCGAAUUUCGCCGCAAGCAUAAGGAUGAUCUGCGCAUGCAUCCGAUUACCUCCUUUGAGUUGCUCUUCUUUGCCGUGUUCGGCCAGACGACAACCGAACAAACGCAGGUCGACAAGAUACUGAACGUGGCCGAGCCCACUCAGCCGUACUGGGUGGAGUAUCUGUUCAAAAUCGUCUUCGGCAUUUAUAUGCUGGUGUCGGUGGUUGUGCUAAUCAAUCUGUUGAUUGCCAUGAUGUCUGACACUUAUCAACGGAUUCAGGCUCAAUCCGAUAUUGAGUGGAAAUUUGGUCUGUCCAAGCUUAUACGCAACAUGCAUCGCACAACAACUGCGCCAUCGCCACUUAAUUUAGUUACCACAUGGUUUAUGUGGAUCGUCGAGAAGGUCAAGGCGCGCAUGAAGAAAAAGAAGCGUCCAAGUCUGGUACAGAUGAUGGGAAUACGCCAGGCCAGCCCGCGCACGAAGGCUGGCGCCAAGUGGCUCUCGAAGAUCAAGAAAGACUCGGUGGCUCUAUCCGUGGUACAUCUCUCACCGCUCGGCUCGCAGACGAGCUUCACCGCCGCCAACCAGAACCGUAUUGAGAAUGUCGCCGACUGGGAGGCGAUCGCCAAGAAGUACCGCGCACUUGUCGGCGACGAGGAGGGCGGCUCAAUCAAGGAUUCCGAGGCGGAGAGCGGCUCCGUCGAGGGCAGCGGUGGUGGCGGUACGGGCGCGCCACCGCCGCCGGCACAGGUGGGCAAUAAUGUUGCAGCAGCACCGCCACAAGACCAAUUGCCGCACGUGUAGAGCGAGCUUUUUUCAUCAAAAAAACUGCAUUCAUUGCGCAUUUGAAGCACAAAACAUGGCUACAUACUCAUACAGUAGAAAGUUGAAGCAUCCAAGCUUACUAUUACAGUUACUAGCAAACUAAUAUUUAAUCAUAUUACAGGUUUAAGUCAACAGGAAAAGUAUGUUGUUAUUGAAAUAAGUAUGGGUGAUUUUGAUAAAUUACGAAAAAUUUUAAGGUUAAGGGUUAGCUAGACGAUUUAGUUAAUAAAAGUUAUCACUCAACUAGAAUUCCAGCCUCGUGCUUCAUAUACUUCUAUAGGAAUGUAUAUGUCUACCUUAGAUAGUAUAAAUAAAGUAAAUAAAUACAGUGGCGCCUUACAUAAUGUAGAUUUAUUAUGUGAGAAAUCACCUGCAAAAUGGCAAGAUUAGAGUAGAGUUAAAGUUAAAGUUCGGAAUAAACAACAAAGCAAAAGUGUUUUCCAGUCGUGACUAAGGAUAAAUAAAGGCAGUGGUCUUUGAAAUUUGUUGUUUUAAAAGGUUUUUAGUCAUAUAAUUGUAAUUGAAAAAUUAAGUUUAGUAUUAAGCUUAUAUAGCUAUCAUUACUAAUCUUAAGACACUCUUAUUAAAUACAC
Messenger RNA from Bactrocera latifrons, 5951 nucleotides. RefSeq names its product serine/threonine-protein phosphatase 6 regulatory ankyrin repeat subunit A (gene nompC). The transcript is spliced from 17 exons. The coding region runs from base 1 to 5337 and encodes 1778 amino acids. Gene Ontology annotation, cellular component: glycosylphosphatidylinositol-N-acetylglucosaminyltransferase (GPI-GnT) complex; membrane. Gene Ontology annotation, biological process: GPI anchor biosynthetic process; calcium ion transmembrane transport. Gene Ontology annotation, molecular function: protein binding; calcium channel activity. The record is from RefSeq and is a predicted model, not a curated record. NCBI's taxonomy places the organism in Eukaryota, Metazoa, Arthropoda, Insecta, Diptera, Tephritidae.